CAUUAACUCCUACCCCAUCACAACAACAACUAACUUCCCAACAGCUUAAACUAGAAAGAGUUUUGAGGCAAAAAUGGCAACUUCAGCAAUCCAACAAUCUGCAUUUGCCGGCCAGGCAGCGCUCAAGCCACAGAAUGAGCUCGCCCGCAAGGUCGGUAACGUCGGAGGCGGCCGCUUCACCAUGAGGCGUACCAUCAAGAGCUCUCCCCAAAGCAUCUGGUACGGACCAGACAGGCCCAAAUACUUGGGCCCAUUCUCCGAGCAGACCCCAUCGUACCUCACCGGGGAAUUCCCCGGUGACUACGGCUGGGACCCUGCAGGACUCUCGGCCGAUCCCGAGACCUUCGCCAGGAACCGGGAGCUGGAAGUUAUCCACUCCCGUUGGGCCAUGCUCGGCGCGUUGGGCUGCGUCUUCCCCGAGCUCCUCUCGAAGAACGGCAUCAAGUUCGGAGAGGCCGUGUGGUUCAAGGCCGGAUCCCAAAUCUUCUCCGAGGGCGGGCUCGACUACUUGGGCAACCCCAACUUGAUCCACGCCCAGAGCAUCUUGGCCAUCUGGGCCAGCCAAGUCGUGCUCAUGGGCUUAAUCGAAGGAUACAGAGUCGGAGGAGGCCCGCUCGGGGAAGGCCUCGACAAGGUCUACCCCGGCGGGGCCUUCGACCCAUUGGGCCUGGCCGACGACCCAGAGGCCUUUGCUGAGCUCAAGGUGAAGGAGCUCAAGAAUGGAAGAUUGGCUAUGUUUUCAAUGUUUGGCUUCUUUGUGCAAGCCAUUGUGACUGGAAAAGGCCCAAUUGAGAACCUGUAUGAUCAUGUGGCUGAUCCAGUAGCCAACAAUGCAUGGGCCUUUGCCACUAACUUUGUGCCUGGCAAAUGAGAAUCUGCGUAGAUGUGUUGUACACUUUGGAGACUGGGUUGUACCUUUCAUCAAAUGAGUGAAUAUGUUUUGUGGUCUAAAA
Salvia miltiorrhiza (redroot sage) is the source of this 953-nucleotide messenger RNA. Its product is annotated as chlorophyll a-b binding protein 37, chloroplastic-like. Gene Ontology annotation, cellular component: chloroplast envelope; chloroplast thylakoid membrane; plastoglobule. The record is from RefSeq and is a predicted model, not a curated record. Gene Ontology annotation, biological process: photosynthesis, light harvesting in photosystem I; response to light stimulus. Lineage: Eukaryota; Viridiplantae; Streptophyta; Magnoliopsida; Lamiales; Lamiaceae.